AUGGAGGAUUUGCACAAAAAAACAUCUGCCAAAAAUUAUAAAGUGACAAGCUGCAAUUUUAAAAUUAUUUGCAAAUGUUUAAUUUUGUCAGUUUUACAUUAUGUAAAGCUACUAGUAAAUUCUAAAUAUAUUUUUUACAUAAUAUCUUUAAACUACAAUACAGUAAAAUGA
This is a messenger RNA of Vairimorpha ceranae, 171 nucleotides long. RefSeq lists its product as hypothetical. Lineage: Eukaryota; Fungi; Microsporidia; Nosematidae. The transcript has a single exon. The coding region runs from base 1 to 171 and encodes 56 amino acids. The record is from RefSeq and is a predicted model, not a curated record.